AUGGCAUCAGAUUCCCACACUCUUCUUCCAGUUCUCCAUAAGGAAACUGUCUUCUCUGAUUGGCAGAGUGAUGCCAAGGCCUAUCUCAGAGGCAAAGAGGUGUUUGUGUACUGCACUGCCACCUUUGAUGCAGCCAAGCAUGAGGAAGUCAAGAAGGACAAGUGUGCUGGCAUCUUGUGGAGCAUGCUCUCCCCUGAUGUUAGGUCCCUAGUGCGUCAGCAUGAGGAUGAUCCCAAGGCCUUAUGGGCUGCAUUGCCUUCAAUCUUUGCACCCAAGCAGGCUGGGCAGCGCUUCAAUGCCUAUAAAAACCUUACCUCCAUCAGACUCAAGGAGGGUGAGGGCUUGCUAAGCCUUGUGGGUCGUGUAUCUGAGGCUGUGCGCUUCCUCAAAAGCUCUAGGCCUGAUUCCUUCACACUGGAUAAGGCUGAUGAAGAGCUGCAUGCUGUGGUUCUCCUCAUGGCCUUGCCUGAUUCUGAGCCUGCUUAUGCAACUCUGAAGGCUCCCUUUGAGCAAUCCCAUGAUGCUCUCAAGGUGGCUGCCAUUGAACAGGCCUUUACCUCAUGGUCUGCUUUCAGGGCAGCAGGCAAUGCAGGAGACUCUGGGCAGAGCAAUCCUCUGUCUGGAGCUGCAAUGAUCACUUCUGCCAAUCCUCCUUCUGCUGCACUGGAGGCUGCAUCUGGUCCCUCCCAGCCUUGCAGUGAUGAUGAAAUCGACUUCUUGCGUCGAGCUCCACCACCUCCAUCUCCACCACCAGCUGGGGAUGCCCCGCUUCACCAUCCACCCUCGCCUCCUCCUCCCCAAUCUCCAAUUGGGGUGGCAGCUCGUCGUGCUGCUGCUGGCAUCCAUCGUGUCCCUGCACCACCCAGGAGGGCUCCAGCUCCGGCUGCAGCUCCUCCCAGGCGCACUAUGGCAGAGAUCUUUGUAGAGAUCCCUGAAGACCUCAGUGACGAUGAGCUGCUUCUGAAGUCAUCCUCUGCCCUUAUUGUGGCUCGUGAGGGUGACCCCUCAGAUCCUAAGCUGGCAGCAGCUCACGCUACUGCAGUGCAGUCUGUGUUGUCUGCUGUAGCCUCUAGGAACCCCAGGUCGUUCUUUGAAGCGUCCAAGCGGGAGGAUGGUCCAUUAUGGCGCGUUGCAGCUGCAUCUGAGAUAGACUCUCUGCUCAGCAACUGCACAUGGGAUGUGGUCGACUUGCCACAAGGGGUCAAGCCAAUCCGCUCUCAAUGGGUGUUUGUGUUGAAGCAGGAAAUGCAGAGAGGACUGGAGUCAACAGUAAGAAGCUCUGCAUUGCAAGACAAGACAAGAAAAGAAUCUACAGACCUGGAGUCAACAGUAAGAAGCUGA
This is a messenger RNA of Mycena citricolor, 1341 nucleotides long. NCBI's taxonomy places the organism in Eukaryota, Fungi, Basidiomycota, Agaricomycetes, Agaricales, Mycenaceae. The record is from the annotation of a GenBank genome assembly.